UUACAUACAAAAGCUCAUAUCCAUCCAAAUAAGUUGGAUCACAAUGGCAACUCAAAGGAUUUUCCUCAUCACUUUGAUGCUCGUGGCCCUAAUAGCCAUGCCGGUGGUAGCGCGACGAACAUCGACAAAGCGAAAGGUCAAUUCAUAUGAUGUCAAGGGGGGCGCUUCACCGAAAAAGAAGGCUGCUGCUAAAAACAUAGUAGCUGCAAUGGUGAAUGCCUUCCAAGGUGCUGCAACUGUUGAACCUAAUGAUGUCGCAGAUGCCAUUGAACAAAAGGAUGCUGCCACUAUAUCCGCCGUGGAGGCCAAGGCAAAUGAUGUUAGCGAUCCACCUACAGAAGAUGUAGCUUCCAAGUAUUCCGACGCCAUCAUUUCCCAUAUAGCCGCAGCCGAAAAGAACAUGCAAGAGGCCCAAGUUGCUGACUCGCCCGAAGAGGCUGUUGUUGCCAACAAGGCUGCUGCUAAGAACAUAGUAGCUGCAAUAGUGAAUGCCUUCCAAGGUGCCGCAGCUGUUGCACCUAGUGAUGCAGAUGGCCCAGAGGGAAAGGAGGUUAGCACAAUUUCACCCGCGGGAGCUGAGGAAAAAAAUGCUAGUGAUUGAGAUACGAAAGAUGUGGUUUCCAAGUAUUCUGAUCGCCAUUAUUUGUAAUGCCGUGACCAAGGCCCACAUACGCACAGCCGAAAAGGACAUGAAGGAGGCCUAAGUUGCAAACUUACCUGAAGAGGCGUCCGUUGCUAACAAGGCUGGCUGCUAAGAAUAUAGUGGCUGCGAUAGUGUAUACCGCACAAGGUGCCCGAAGGCAGAGCUAGAGCAUCUUUUUAUUGGGUUCACCUGCUUUUUAAGACUAGGUUUUAAGUAGAUAUAAGCAGUAAAUAUGUACUGACUGUAAAGAUGUUAAGCUAAUUUAAUUUAUUGGGACAUUGGGUUCAUGUGAACCCUAUGGUUAAA
Messenger RNA from Lolium perenne, 949 nucleotides. RefSeq lists its product as uncharacterized. Lineage: Eukaryota; Viridiplantae; Streptophyta; Magnoliopsida; Poales; Poaceae. The record is from RefSeq and is a predicted model, not a curated record.